AGUUGGGGGCUAUUGCUGUUGGGGAGUGUUGUUGCCAUAAGGAGGUUCACUUGAUGUGCAACAAAGGUGCCUGUGUAGGUGGUUUGUGUCAGAUGACAUGCCAGGAUUUUUCCCAGCAGAGCAUUGCAUUGCACCAAGAUGAUCAAAUUUAUUAACUUCACCUGUCAUUAAUGUUGUGGCUGACCGGUGUAUACUUUAAAGUGACGACUCAGCGGUUUUAAACAGUCUUUUAUCUGAUUCCAUAUAAGCACUCUGGUGUAAUGCGAGCUACUCUGCGCUGGGUGCUAUGGGAUGUGAAAGACACCCUGCUGAAGGUGCGCGCAUCUGUGGGACAGCAGUACUGCAAGGAGGCUGAACGCGCAGGCUUGAACCUCAGUCCUGUGGAGGUGGAAAAUGCUUUCGGCCAGGCAUAUCGACACUAUUCCAGCAGAUACCCAAACUAUGGCAUCAGUCAGGGCCUGGAUGGACGGUCCUGGUGGAUGGGGGUGGUGCGGGACACUUUCUCCCAGUGCAGGGUACAAGACCCAGCCUUGCUCGAUACAAUUGCUCACAACCUUUAUCAUAACUUCUGUAAUGCAGAGAACUGGGAGGUAUUUCCAGACUCAAAAAAGGCUCUGGAGAGUUGCUCUUCUCUAGGACUGAAGCUGGCUGUGGUAUCAAACUUUGAUAAGCGCCUAGAAGAGAUUUUGCGUGUUUGUGACCUGCUGUCUCACUUCAGCUUUUUGAUAACAUCAGAGGAAGCAGGUGUAGCGAAGCCGAAUGCAGCCAUCUUUGAUCAGGCACUGCAGAAAUGUGGAGUACCAGCUGCCAGCGUAGCUCAUAUCGGGGACCACUAUGUGAAAGAUUACCUCGCCUCUCGCUCUGUGGGCAUCCACGGGUUCCUGUUAGACAGACACAACAAGCACGACCAAUCCGACGUUCCUCGAGAGCAUCGGCUAAGCUCCCUGGAGGACUUGCCGCCACAGCUUCAGCAGCACAUAGACUAAUGCCAAACAGUCAUGUGCUCAGGUACAAAGCUACUCAGGCUAACUGUGGUUCAGUUAACAGACUCUUUUCUGGGAUGUAGCCAUGUUGACCUGAGUGGCCUCAACCACCUAAUAGCUCCAAUUAAAUGCUGCUAACAGACAUUUCUAGGAAAAAUCAUGGGUUGUAUUAUAAAAACUGUAUGUACAGUGUGUAAUUAUUAUGCACUUAUAUUGUGAAUAAAGUGGGAGCAAUAAAUACCAA
Molecule: messenger RNA, 1227 nt
Organism: Epinephelus moara (kelp grouper)
Lineage: Eukaryota; Metazoa; Chordata; Actinopteri; Perciformes; Serranidae
Gene: hdhd3
Product: haloacid dehalogenase-like hydrolase domain containing 3
Exons: 3
Coding region: 261-986 (241 amino acids)
Source: RefSeq, a predicted model, not a curated record